AUGGAUUAUGGUAAGCUUCGAGCUGCCGCACUCAGCCAUGGCGAGGACGAGGAAGCUGUCACGGUGGAUACCAGAGCCUUGAUAGACAAGGUGCUUGCAAGAUACUCUGGAGAGUGGACAACGUUGAGAGAGCUCAUCCAAAACGCCGCCGAUGCACAAGCAACUACUGUCAAGAUCAAAUGGGAGACACUGCCCUCGACACAGGUGCCUCUUCCGACGAGUCCUGACCGGUCCGAAAUACUGAAGCAUGUAUUGCAACAUCAUACUCUGCGGCGGCUGGUAGUCUCGAAUAAUGGCCAGCCCUUUACAAAGACCGACUGGGGAAGACUGAAGAGGAUCGCCGAGGGAAACCCAGACGAGACCAAGAUUGGUGCGUUCGGUGUUGGAUUCUACAGUGUAUUCGCCGACUGCGAGGAACCAUUUAUCAGCUCGGGGAGUGAGGCCAUGGCAUUUUACUGGAAAGGAAACGCUCUAUUCACAAGAAAGCUACUGCUUGACGAGGACCAAAAGACCAAUGAUACUGCAUUUGUCCUCGACUAUAGAAACUCAACAACAACGCUGCCGAACCUACUGUCUGUCGGUCAGUUUCUUGCGACAAGUCUGACAUUCGUCGCUCUUCAACACAUAGAAUUCUGGAUCGAUGACUACCAAGUCCUUUCCCUGCAUAAGAAGACAAGCCCAAGUGUCGACGUCACUCUGCAUAGAGAUAUUGAAACAACCACCAAGGAUCGGCUUAUGAAGAUUCAGAAGGUUGAGAGGGCCAGUGCCCAGAUCGAUGCUUCGUACAUGAGUGCCCUUGGAUGGAAGCCUCCGGUUGCCUCUAGAUCGAACGAGUCCUAUGGCAUGGGAAAUACCGAGGUUCCAUCCUUGAGGAGCUUUUUCUCUAGGCUGACGGCCAACACAGCAACAUCCAAGGCCAGGAAAGUUGCCAAGGAGGAGAAGGCUGUCCAGGAUGCCAUAUCGGAAGAUAUCACUGCAGUCUCCAACUCGAGUAUCUUCCUCAGAGUUACUACAGCAAGUAUCAAGACCUCGGUUACGGCCAGCUUCUCCGCCGAACUGGAGCGAGCUACCAAGAAACCUCCCCCCAAGGUCACGAGACUUGCAAUUUUGACUUCUUCAUACGAUGAACUACAAGCGUCUGAAAGCUCGACACAGUCCGGCGCACUCUCGAAGGCCAUUGAUGUGUUUGCUUCAGUGUUACCUAGUAAGAAACCUGGCGGUCGUAUCUUCAUUGGGUUUCCAACUACACAGACCACUGGUGCGGGUAUGCACAUAUCUGCUCCCUCUGUUAUCCCCACCGUAGAACGUGAGGCCAUUGAUCUGAACGCGCGCUGGGUGAGGAGCUGGAAUAUUGAGAUGCUGCGAGCAGCGGGUAUCAUGACGAGGCUGGCCUUUGCCAAUGAAAUGGACGAGCUUCAGAAAAAGCUUCAAAGGUCUAUGGAACAACCAGGAGCAAAGAUCAGCCAGGGGGUGGUGGCUAAGCACAUGCCCGAAGCCUUGCACAUUCUGAAUUCGUUCGCCUUUGGUGAAUCUACACCAAGCGCCCAGGUCUCGCAGAUUAUUGAGGAGGCUUUUUGGACAUCAUACAAGAAAGCUCAUGUCGAAAUUUACAGCACUCGCGGGGUGCGUAUGACUACUCAAGUUCGUCUUGGUUCCGAGGAGCUUACCAAAUUUGUUCCUGGCGUUCCGGUUAUCCCACCAGAGCUGAAGGAUAUCUCCUUCGUAAGGAAACUGAUCUACUAUGAUUUGCUUUCAGAAAUAACCGUCGAUGAUGUCAGACAGGAGCUGUCAGAAUAUCCGAUGAAUAAAGACCAACUGAUGGCGUUCCUUCAAUGGGCAAGCAGAAAAGCUGCCCGAGAGGAGCUCAGUCCUACCGACAGAGAUCGUCUUCUUGACGCAGCAAUCGCGACUCUAGGCGACCAAAGCAACCAGGGUGGGAUUCUGACUCUGGGAAGCAUCAAGACCUUUAUCAUCCCCAGCAAAAUCCCCGCAGGUCUGCCAGUACCACCAACGACGAUUCCUUUCGAGUUCACCAAGCAGAUCAACAUCAAUGAUCUUCGAGCUCUGGGUUGGGAGUCUUUGGAGAUUGUCCCAUGGCUUCGAUUCUUACUGGAAACAAGAUCCAGUCGGCCAGACAGCGAAGACUUUACCAAAACUCCCGACUUUGCAGUGCAAGUUUUGACAGUUCUUUCCAAAGGCUGGGAUGGUCUUAGUCCCAGCUCAAAGGACACAGUCGUAUCUCUGCUGAAAGCAAAUACUGUCAUGCCAACCAAACUUGGCAUGAGGAAGCCUGCCGACUCCUUCUUCCCUACUGUGAAACUAUUUGACGACCUGCCAACAAUAUCUCAGCAAUGUUCUGGACUCCGGGACAAAUUCCUGACGGCUUUGGGCGUUCGAAAGACAGUUGCACUUGAGAUAAUCUUCCAGCGUUUGCUCAACCCGUCAGAGGGACAGGCGCAGUGGAGUCAUGUUGAACUGAUCAAGUACUUGGCUUCAGUCCGUGCAGACAUACCCAAUGAUGAUCUCAAGAAACUCAAAAGUUCACGAAUCUGCCCAGCCGAGGCUGGCCCGCCAGGGCUUGAGUUCUCAAAGCCAAGCAGCCAACUUUAUAGCGUGUCUGAAUUACUUGAACCCAAUGCAGCGUUGAGGCCGCUCGGUGUCAAGAUCCUACAGUGGCCUGGGCUAUACCGUGCCAGCUCUGCAGAAGGCAAAUUCCUUACGGCACUGGGCUUGAGAGCAUAUCCUUCGGCUCCUGAACUAGUUGAGCUGAUGUGUUCAUCUGACAAAGAACUCCGCAAUCACGCCAUGCAGUAUUUUGUCUCCAACCAUGUCACCAAUAGAUAUGGGUUGUUUGACAUUGGCUCCUGCGGGAAAGGCUUUCUUCCAUUGGAAGGGAAAGAUGGGAAUCUUGUCUCUCCAGGGAGCUGCUACACCAAUGAAGCUGCAGCGGUCCUGGGCUUCAAUAUCCUAAGAAGAGAUUUGCAUGAGCAUGCGCUCAAAUUUGGCGUCAAGAGAGAUCCGCCGAUUCAAGAUUGCGUGAACCGCCUGCUCAGAAACAUCCCUCAGACGUCGCAAGCAGCCAUCACGGUUUUCAACUACUUUGCGACACGCGUCAAUGAAUUGGAUAGAAGCAUCAUUUCUCGUUUGCAGGAAACGCCGAUAGUGCCAGUGGUCCGUCGGAAGCUACAAUCGGAUGUAUCAGAAAAAUCCAGUAACAGUCUUGUUUCCCACAUCAGCCCGAGGAAUUGUUAUCUUGGCAGUUCGACUACGUACGGUGAUAUCUUUGACUUUGUUGAUUUCGGCCAGCAGGCAAACUCUUUCUUGUUUAGUCUUGGGGCCAAGAGCGAGCCCACCAAGCUGGAGAUUGCUCAUAUGGCAGCUGGCGAGCCAGCCCGCCUGCUUAGCGUUUUCCAGAGCUCGGAGAAGUAUCUGAAUCUGCUGAGGUCCUUGGCUGAGGAUGCUCACACUCUGAAACGAGACAAGGAGCUGUGGCGAAAGCUGAGGACGUCUCGAUUCUUGCUCGCAUUCAAGGAAAUGCCUACGGGUAAAGGCAACGCAUCCGACCUGGACGAGGAUGAUGUACCUGUCAGACAGUAUCAGCUGGCCUCGCCGGAUCAGAUUGUGAUCCUCGACGACUAUAUAAGCUAUCGACUGUUCAAGGAUGGCCUUCUUUGUGCGCCUGAAGAAGAGGCCCUAGAAGCAUUCUACGUUGCACUCGGCUCUCAAAACCUUGGUAGCCUUGUCACAGACGACUUGAGGGUUGGUGGCCACAGCGAGAGCCAGGAUGGUGCAGUCUGGCUGCGGAAACAUGUUAUUGAAAGGUCCAAGAUCUUUGUCCACGAAUAUUCCAAGCAUGCACGCGAUCCUAUCAAGCAUGACAUCAGAUGGCUCGAGAAGAACCUGGUCGUUGAGGUCGUAAGAUCUCUUGCUCUGCGUCGCACUCUCCGGGGCCAUGGACAGCCCAACACGGAGAAGAAGUCUGCUGCCGCGGCCAUGACAAACAAGGGUCUUGUUCUCUAUGUUGCAUCAGACCGACCGCGCCCUGACAUGUAUCAAGUUGGCCAUGCCAUCUGCCAGCAUAUUCUCCAUCGUCCAUCUCAACAGGCCUACACGUUUUUCGAACCCUUUCUGAAACUAGAUUUGCUUGAUCUGCGUUCCCGCGGAUACAAUGUUGACCGCAUUCUCCGCGUGAAGGCAGCAGAAGCCAGGAUAGCAGAGGAAGAAAAGCGCAAGGCGUUGGAGGCUGAACAAGCAAGAUUGCGAGAAGAGGCCCAACAACGUGCCCGAACGCAGUCAACUGCAGAGCAGGCACCGACUCAGCGUCCAUCAACACCACAAGAGAGGCCUAGGAUGCCAGUAAUGCCAGGCUCCUUUGACAGCCCAGAGGAACGUACUACGCCACAGGCCCAAGCUCCCGCCCCUGACCUUCCUCAAUGGGGACGUAAUUUGUUCUCUAACAUUCAGAAGCGAUUGGGAUUAGAGGAAGGCCGUGCUAGUGGUGAUGGGUCAUCGGUCGACGACAGGGGCAAAAUCGAGGAAAGAGGGAAAAAUACCAAGAGCUCUAUUCAGCAGAGCGGCCUGUCAAAUGUUCAAGACAAUUUGCAGGCGGCUGUCAAUUCUACGAGGCCUUUCAGCUCCUCCACCUUGUUCAGCCCGCCUGUCACUCAAGAUGUCCAGGAACAGGCCACCUACUGUGACAAUAUACCCCAGCAGGAUCUCGAACUCGCUGCCGAGGCUGCCAAUGGCAUGCCAGUUUUCCUCAUGAGAAAUCUCAACAUGAAUGCGCAGCAGUUCAUCUCGCAGAAUCAUGAGAAUAUCAAUACGUUUGCUGUUCUCAUUCGUCAUGUUGGCGAAGUUUACUCGGUAAAAGCUAAAGCGCUCCACAUGUUCUAUGACGAUUCGGGCACGACGAUCGCCUUCAACAGUGGAGGCAGCAUCUUCUGCAAUCUGCGAUAUUUCAACCAACUACACGCAGCGCACAUGACAGACGGGCAAAAGCAGGCGGAAGCAGCUAUUUGGUGGUGGGUUGUUCUUGCUCAUGAGCUGGCGCACAAUAUCGAGAAGCAGCAUAAUGCUCAGCACAGCUUUUAUACCGAGAGCUUCAUUCAGCAGUAUUUUCCAAAGAUGAUGCUCAAGGCGGAUGCUCUAUCACCAGCAGCACGAUCGCUAACAACAACCCCAAGCAGUCAGCCGCCACCAUAUAGUAAGCAUUAG
Pestalotiopsis fici W106-1 is the source of this 5214-nucleotide messenger RNA. RefSeq lists its product as uncharacterized. The record is from RefSeq and is a predicted model, not a curated record. Lineage: Eukaryota; Fungi; Ascomycota; Sordariomycetes; Amphisphaeriales; Sporocadaceae. The transcript has a single exon. Bases 1 to 5214 code for a protein of 1737 amino acids.